ACACACACACACACACACACACACACACACACACACACACAUUCUGCUUCUGCUCUACCGGGACAGGGACACACUCAGUCAGUCCGGAAUCAGUGCAGUAGCGUUAUAUCCGAGUGAAGGAGACAGAACUUCUUUCACUUCGACUUUUUUCCAUACAAUGUGAGGAAAUGGCCGAGCGAAGGUCUGACUGGGUGGAGAUUUUGGAGCCACGCUCACGCGAGCGCAUGUUCGUCAACCUCGUGACGGGCGAGUGCGGCUGGGAGGCGCCGGCCGGCGUGAGCGUUCGGCAGUCGGACGGUAACCAGUGGUGGGAGCUGUUUGACAACAACAACAACCGUUUCUACUACUACAACUCCACCAGUCAACAGACGGUGUGGCAUCGGCCACAGGGCUGCGACAUCGUGCCGCUGGCACAGCUCCAAGCUGUCAAGAAGAGCUCUGAGGCCGAGCUCAGGAGCCAUGGGAAGAGUGGGGGGAAUACCCUUGUCUCCGCAGUGCUAGCACCCAACUCGAGCACCUCUCAGGAGCUAGACAGUAGCAGGGAGACGCCAUCGUUAAAGAGCAGAGGGGGCAGUUUGGAGAAGAGGAGUGAGGGCAGCAGCGGGGUUCAACAAGGCUUUUACACCAAACCAGAGCACCCCUGGAGCUCUCGCCUCUGUGGAGAGCCAAAUCCAAGAUGGCAGCCUGCUCCAGGCUCCAAGGCGGCCAUGUUGGUGAAAGUGAGCGGCAGUGGCCGGAACCAGCACAUCACCCCUGCUAGCCCCCACCCCUUUACUCAUUUGAGCCUGCCCACCAGCAACACCCCCUCUCCUAUUCCCACAUACCCCAACAGGACUGCCUCCUUCGGCAAGAUAGACCCCAAACAGUCCUUUCAUCUUGUUAAGAAGGCCGACAGCGGCAGCCUCAGCAUGGCAAUGCCCAGCUCUGGUGCCCCCUCAUCUACAAAUGUUCGCCCUUCUUCCCCUCAGUAUGCCGCCACGCCCCCUGUGCCAAUCUACGAUGAGCCUCCAACUUCAGACCCACCCAUUUAUGAUGAACCACCAGCUGACAUGGAGGUGGAAGGGGCUGAUUACUUGACUCACGACCCCUAUAGACCAACCCACAGCAUGCCACGAUUGCCUCCACCCACCAAACUUCUCCAGUUCCCCCAAGCCAAGCACAAGCGCCAUCCCUCGGCCGGGGAGUACAGUGCAGCUGGACGCGAAUGCAUCAAGCACAUGGUGAAUGUCGACCUCCAGACAGGAGAGAGCCCAAAAGAAGAGAUUUCCCUGGAGAAGAAGCAGCCAUGGCACAGCCGUCAGAGCAGCCUGGCAUCUCAGGAGUAUCCACCACCCUCCACUGUCACCUACCAGGACUCAGGCUACUCUACAGGGCCCUCUCCAAGUCUGCGCCGAAAGAACCGCAGAAGAGCUGUUCCAGGGCAUGGGGCAGGAAGUGGCAGCGAUCUCAGUGACAAGCUGAUGGCUGAGAUGAAGGUGGUUUUAAUGAGCUCAGAAGGUUCACUGAAGAGCACAACGUUGCCUGGACAAAUGUCCGGCUCAGGGGAGGAUACAAUAGCUAGCGAGCGUUCACUGUACAGCAGACAUGGAGACGCGACUCUGACGCCAGUCGAGGGGUUAGCAGGUGGGCAGAAAAGGACAUAUGAGAAGGUGGACUCGUUGGAGAAGAGUGAAGCAUCUCACACUAGCCUGUCUUCUCCAGAGCCACCUGCAUCACCCUCACAGGCAGGAACACUGGAAUCCAAAAGCCAGUCGGACUUUCGCUCCCAACGCGGAAAAGACCGCAACAAUGACGUAACAGUUCACGGCAGCACUUCUGUCACCUCACUUCCUGUCCUCCAGGUGCAUACCCCCACCCCUGGACCCACCUACCAGUACCCCUACUCUACCCUAUGCAAGCCACCGAUUGAUGUGGAUAUAGAAGCCUGGGCUACCAAGAACCUGAACCAGCACACACGAGGCCUGCUGCGCAGACGUGUCUCCAUCGCCACCAUGCUGUCCUGGAGCAGCGCUUCUAUCAGGAAGCCUAUGCUGAUCACGAGCGACCGUGCCAUCAAGAAAGAAGCCUGUGACAUGUUUAAGCUUGUGCAAACCUACAUGGGAGACCGGCAAGUUACACGCCUCGACCGGCGCCAUGUCGCCCUUCAUAUAGUGACCAAGUGCUGGAGCAUGCAGGGCCUGAGGGACGAGCUGUAUGUCCAACUGAUCCGGCAGACCACAGACAACCUGAACCUCAGCAGCCUCUGUGCCGGCUGGGAGCUCAUGGCCAUCAGCCUGGCCUUCUUCUCUCCAUCACCCAAGUUUAGGCGCUAUCUUGAGGGAUACAUCCAGAGACACCUGGAGCCCAGUAAUGACAAGAAGAUAUUACAGAGGAUUGUGGAACAACAGGACAUAAAGAACAAGAAGAACUCGAAGUCCAGGAAGAAGAGGAAACAGAACAAUGAAGAAGAGGAAGAACAGGGUACAUGUUUGCCAAUCAGCACUUAUGCCAAAUACUGCUACCGCAAACUGCAGAAAGUUGCUGUGACUGGGGGUAAAAAGGGUCUGAGGAAACCUACCCUGGAUGAGAUUGAUCACGGUAGGAACGCCAUUGUGACACCCUCACUAUUCGGAAGCGCUCUGGAAGAGAUCAUGGAGAGGCAGAGUCAGCGGUUCCCUCUGAGGAGGCUGCCCUGGGUGCAGGUGCAACUUUCUCAAUGUGUCCUGGCACUCGGUGGAGCGCAGACAGAGGGUAUAUUCAGAGUCCCAGGAGACAUAGAUGAAGUGAAUGCCCUCAAAUUACAGGUGGACCAGUGGAAAAUUCCAGAAAAUCUCUCUGACCCUAACGUCCCUGCGUCACUAUUAAAGCUGUGGUACAGGGAGUUGGAGGAGCCUGUGAUUCCACAGAGUUUUUAUAUGCAGUGUAUCAGUCACUAUGAGGAUGCUGAAGCAGCCAUCAGCGUAGUGCAGGCUUUACCAGAGCUCAACAGACUGGUACUGUGUUACUUCAUCCAUUUCUUACAGGUUUUUGCACAACCAGUGAACGUAAGCAAGACUAAGAUGGAUGUGAACAAUCUGGCCAUGGUGAUGGCACCCAACUGCCUGCGGUGCCAGUCAGAUGAUCCCCGCAUAAUAUUCGAGAACACACGCAAAGAAAUGUCUUUUCUCCGAAUCCUCAUAGUGCAUCUGGACACCAGCUUCAUCACGGACAUGGUGUAAUUUUUAAGCAGUGAAAUUUGCCUCCUUGCUUAUCUGUGUGCCCAUGGGUGUCUCUUUCUUUACAGGGUUUAGUUCUAUGGCAUUGUUGCCUAUUAGCUGUUAUGCUGUUUGGCCAUGUCGGUGCUUUAUAACUCUGAGAAAAGAAUAAAGAAAGACAUGCUGAGGUCUUGAAGAAAGUGAUGAAUAACAUCAUUUAGUUAUCAAACUUCUUAGCUAAAACCUAAAAUAUGAGUCACCAGCAGGUGACUCACUGAUUCACUGAAUACCAGCAUUCAUUGCAGGUUUUUGCCUGUUUGACGUGAAUCGACUCAGAAUCAUUUUGAGUGAUGCUUUGUAGCAAAUGCCACUGUAGCGUCUGAAUUGAUUCAGAUAUAAAUCCUUUUGACUGGCAGACACUGUGGCAUAUCUACAGAAAUCAGACUGUUAACAUAUGAACCCAAAUGUUCAGGGACCUACAGCUCUUGGUAUUAUUGCUAAUAGUUCUGCGCUUUCAUUAAGUUGGGUUUUUGGACCUUUUUCUUUUUUGCAAGAUUAUCUGGGCAAUGUUCCUCAGUGGAUUUUUAAUUUAAUAUGGUUUGAGUGUGUUAAAUAUUUAAUGGAUACUAAUUUCUAUGUUUUGGAUUGUAUGAGCCUCUCUUAGAUGGUCUGCAAAGUCUUUAAAAAAAAAUCGGUCUCAUGCUGUGUCUACAGUGUGCACUGCUCAUGUUGAUGUGUGUCUGAAAGAAAGAUCUGUUAGCUCCGUUGUGGCCUGCUGACUUUAAACCUGGUCCCUGUAGUUGACAGUGUGUGUGUGUGUGUGUGUGUGUGUGUGUGUGUGUGUGUGUGUGUGUGUGUGUGUGUGUGUGUGUGUGUGUGUGUGUGUGUGUGUGUGUGUGUGUGUGUGUGUGUGUGUGUUAGAUUGCUUUCUGAAAGGUCAUCCUUCCAUAAUCAAAAGCUCAUGGCAUGGACAGUGCUUCAAAACAAACUCUCUUUUAUUUCAUCUCCUUCAGAGAAUUGACACUCCAUCAUUUGAUGUAGUACAUGCUAUUUUUAUCCAUCAUGUGUGUCACCAGGAAGGCACGGAGGAAUAUUCACUGCAUUCGAGCAAUCCAGACCAUACAGCUAGACAAUAUACAGUAUUUAGCUCAGGGAUUAUAAAGAGCGUUAAUAUACACAGCCCUGACUCUGCAGAGUUUAGAGUUAGUGAUUCGAAGUGACCAGACAUGUGUUGAAAACAUUUUCACUCAUGCAUCAGCUUUCACCAGUCCUUAAACCCUCAAGCCUUGAAGAUUAAAUCACAACUCAAUCCACAGAUGAUGUGGAUGACUGCAAAAUGUAUUUUUACUUUGGUAUUUUCCAUAAGACGGAGCAAUUUCAUAUCUCAGAUGUGUGGUUUUAAAGACAUAGCCAGGUCCCAGGCUGUAGUAUAUUUAGCUCUGUGGUCAGACUUUGGGGUUUAGCACCACGCAUGGGAGCGUUUUGGCUCUUGAUUUUGGAACAAGACAAUUUUUGACCGCACACACAGCACACCCUGACUUCUGUUUUUAUUAAGAUGUAGGCCCCAAAUAAUACAUCAAGCAAAAACAGUCAAGCAUGAGUAGCUGCUUGUUAUGACCCCUUUCCACAGCCGCGUGUGCCACACUGGCCCGAUAGCACACAUCACACACAUCUCUAAUAAAUUUGUCCAUGACUGGAGCGAGCUAGUAGGAGUCCUUGUGCCAUAGCAGAUGCACUUCAGUGCAUUUCUUCUCAUCUUCCAUGUCAGUCAACACAAGUCAAUCAACCUGACUGGAAACCAGUUGAUAAAGCUUGAGAAUCUUCACACUUGCCUAAACAGCAAGUCCAUGCCACUGAUAUUUCUCUGGUAUUCUGUAAAUAUGAUUGUAUGUUUCACGUUCUAUGUAUGUUUACCCCUUAAUUUAUCCCUUUUCAAUCAAACAUCGCUACAUCUAUGAGGAUAUACUUUAUCUUUUCAGUCUGUUCAGAGUUCUGUCAUAUAGCGUUCACCCCCCCCCCUUUAUAUAUAAUCCUGUAGAUGAUUGUGUUGAAUAGUGAACGGAAUUGUAGCAGAAUACAGCCACACCGAUUCUGUGUGUGUUGUCAGCCUCCACUAUGCUCCUGUAUUGCACUUACCUGCGUGUCCUCCCUCUCUGCGCCUCUCAGUGAUGCUUGCAGGGACUAACGACCUCUGACUCGAAUUGUAAAUAUUUCUUUUUUUUUGCUGUGAUCCUCUGACGGGCCUGCUAGAAAAUAAAGACGGAUGGCAAGCAUUUAAUUUCUGUUGUUUCAGAAAGAAAUAAAGUUUGUAAAUUUGCAGAAA
This is a messenger RNA of Tachysurus fulvidraco (yellow catfish), 5496 nucleotides long. RefSeq names its product Rho GTPase activating protein 46b (gene arhgap46b). The record is from RefSeq and is a predicted model, not a curated record. Gene Ontology annotation, molecular function: GTPase activator activity; protein binding. Gene Ontology annotation, biological process: signal transduction. Gene Ontology annotation, cellular component: cytoplasm; cytoskeleton. Bases 168 to 3197 code for a protein of 1009 amino acids. The transcript is spliced from 11 exons. Lineage: Eukaryota; Metazoa; Chordata; Actinopteri; Siluriformes; Bagridae.